UCUCAAUACUAAAUUCAGCUCUCUCUAUUAAAAACCAAUCACAGUUUGAGUUAUUAAGGGAAAGAACGAGCAAUUGUGAUAAUCAGGUUUCAGAAACAAUGCCAAGAACCAUUCAAUGUUUUUGUUUUUUCCCUUUUCAUAUUAUAAUUCUCUUCCUCUUGUUUAUUAAUGCUAACUAUUCUUUUUCUGCUGCGGUAAACGAAAAAAAUAAUGAAACCUCUCGAGGACAAAAUCAAUAUUCUUUGGUUCACGUCGGUCUCGUUCUUCAUCUGGAUUCUCGCAUGGGAAGCAUGGUGGAUUUAUGCAUAAACAUGGCCCUUUCAGAUUUCUACUCAGAGCAUACAAAUUAUCAAACAAGAUUGCAGUUACACACCAAGGACGCUAAGAGUUUGCUAGAGGCUAACUUUGCAGUUCUAGACUUACUGAAGAAUGAAGAAGUGCAUGGUAUCUUAGGACUACAGACCGCAACAGAAGACAAAUUCCUUGCAGAACUUGGUGGAAAAGUUCAUGUGCCAGUUAUUUCUUUCACAGCCAGAAGUUCAACUCUUCCCUACUCACAAAACCGCUACUUUAUUAGGACUAUUCCAGAUGAUGUGUAUCAAGCUCAAGCUCUCGCAGCCAUUUGCCAAGAAUUUAACUGGUCUGAAGCAGUGAUUUUGUACGAAGACACGGAAUCUGGCAUUCAAUUUCUUUCACAUCUGAAUAAGGCAUUCCAAGAAUCUGAUAUUGAGAUAGCAUAUAUGAGUGCCAUCACUGUAUCAUCAGAGGAUAAUCGAAUAUUAAAAGAACUCAAAAAGCUUAUGGCAAAGCAACCAAGGGUAUUCCUGGUGCACACGAACCCAUCACUUGGUCACCGGUUAUUUUUUCUUGCCAAAAAGGCAGGAAUGAUGAGUGAAGGGUAUGCUUGGAUUAUCACUUAUUACUUAUCCAACUUCUUAAGUUCCAUGGAUUUUAUUGCCCGUGAUUCAAUGGAAGGAGUUUUGGGUAUAAGGCCCUAUGUAUCCUGGUCGAAAAAGCUUGACAGUUUCCAAGAAAGGUGGAAAAGGAAUAUGGUUCUGAAGAAUUGGACAGGUUCAGUUAGGGACUUAAGUAUCCAUGGUUUGUGGUUGUACGACACAAUACACUUCUUAGCAACAGCAGCAGAGAAGAUUGGGCUAGUGAACUCAAGCUUAUUGUAUGGGAACACCAGCAAAAUUGGAACAGAUACUACAAACUUAAAAAUCUCAGCUUUUGGACCAAGACUUCUCAAUAAAUUGUCACGCACAAAAUUCAAAGGCCUGAGUGGAGAAUUUCAAUUGAUUAAUGGGCAACUGACACCUUCAGCCCUUGAGAUAUUCAAUAUAAUUGGAAACGGAGAGAGAACAGUGGGAUUUUGGACACUGGACAAAGGAAUAACUCGAGAAUUAAAUUCAACUGGUGAACCAACGCACACAACACCCACAAAAAACCUCAAAAAUGUCAUGUGGCCUGGAGAUUCUGUCACACGGCCAAAUAGCGGGGCCCUUCCUGCAACUGUAAAACUAAGAGUUGGGGUUCCAGUGAAACAUGGAUUCACAGAAUUUGUAAAUGUAAAAAUAGAUGCUGCAACAAAUCGUACAUUAGCAACUGGUUUUUCAAUUGAUAUCUUCUUGGCAGCAUUGCAGUUGCUACCUUUCCCUACAAAAUAUGUAUUUUGUCGUUAUAAUGACAGCAAAAAUAGUAACUGGAGUUAUGACAACAUGCUUCAUGAGAUACCUGAUCAGGAGUCGUUCUAGUGGUCAAAAAUAAGAAGCCGUUGGACAUGUGGAUUUUUGUAAAGCCUUUGAGGUGGGACCUUUGGCUG
Olea europaea var. sylvestris is the source of this 1822-nucleotide messenger RNA. Its product is annotated as glutamate receptor 2.2-like. The transcript has 3 exons. Bases 99 to 1754 code for a protein of 551 amino acids. NCBI's taxonomy places the organism in Eukaryota, Viridiplantae, Streptophyta, Magnoliopsida, Lamiales, Oleaceae. The record is from RefSeq and is a predicted model, not a curated record. Gene Ontology annotation, cellular component: membrane. Gene Ontology annotation, molecular function: G protein-coupled receptor activity. Gene Ontology annotation, biological process: G protein-coupled receptor signaling pathway.